AUGCGAGCAGGUUUCGCGUCCCUGAAACUGAACGAUGCAUCCAACCCCGAGGAUGGUUCCACUUCAGCGAACCAUGCCUCAAAAACAGCGGUGGCCGGGGCCGCCUCGGUAUCGCCCAUGCCCACAUUGGAUGGCUCGGAUGCCCUCGCUUGGCUAGCACGGGCUGAGCAGUAUUUUCUGAUCUUCGGGACCACUCCCGAGAAUCGGGUGGGCUUGGCGAUGGUGGCACUGGCAGGAGAGGCCCUGCCGUGGUACCAAUUGCUGCGACACCGAGUCCCGGAUCUGCCAUGGGCUCGGUUCGCAAGAGAGCUGAUGAAGCAUUUCGGGGGCACCGGGGCCCUGAACGAAUAUGAAGCAUUCGCGGCGGUCAGACACACCGGGUCGCUGGCGGAAUUUGUGGCGGCCUUCGAGGCGCGCCUUGCACAGGUACCGGACAUCUCGUGCCAGCAAUACCUGGGCUUUUUCAUGGCUGCCCUCCGACCCGAGGUGCGGCUACAAGUGAAGGCCGCCAAAAUCACGACCUAUGAAGACGCGGUCGAAAUGGCUCUAGACCUCGACAUCAUGGCAUCGGCCCAACCUCAGCGGCCUGCCCCCUCCCAAGCCACGGUCCAGACGCACUCCUACCAGAGCCACGCAACUCGGUCAGCCACGAAAGGGUAUUCUCCAAACCCCUCGUACUCAACAGCCUCGUCGAAGCCAAUCUCCAAACGUUUUCGGAACGUGUCGCCGGAGGAAUAUAGGCGGCAUAUCGCAGCAGGGACCUGUGUCAAGUGCGGCUUAAAGUUUGGGCCAGCCCACCGAUGCCCCCCCAGGACUCUCAACGUCAUGAUUUGCGAUGACAAUGACUAUUCGGCCGCUGAUUCCAAGCCCGACGACGCUGAGGUGGUGGAAACCGGGGUUGAGCCACAGCUGUCGGCAUUGUCCCUAAACGGUCUCGACACGGCAAACACAAUGAAACUUUUUGGAGCAAUCGCCUCUCAUUCCGUUAAGGUGAUGGUCGAUAGCGGGGCAAAUUACUGUUUUAUUUCCGAUCAAUGCGCCCUGCGGCUCGAGCUAUCAAUUAUGCCUACCUCACCCUACUCGGUGGUAUUAGGUGACGGCUCCACGCGUCGCGCAUCAGGGAUCUGCCACGACGUGCCGCUGAAGUUGUUAAAUGAGGAGUUUGUGGUGUCUUGCUACGUUUUUCCCCUCCGGAACAUUGAUGUCAUUCUAGGUGUCGCAUGGCUAGCGUCACUCGGCUAUGUCAUGGCAAAUUGGCAACGGUCUUCUAUGGACUUCAGGGUACACGGCCGACCAGUAUCUCUCAAAGGCGACCCGUCUCUCAUGCGCAGAGCGUGCUCCACCCGGGACCUCCGCUGCCUUAAGGAGGGAGACUACUGCUGGGUCCUCUGCGCUAUGGAGCAAGCCGCCACGGCCGAACCCUUUGAGAUGGAUUCGGCCCUGUCCCCGUCGGCCAGGUCGCAACUGCUCGGACUGAUCGGGGAGUUUCCGGCAAUCACGCGGGACGCCGUCGGUCUGCCCCCACGCCGCCGCACUGACCAUAGGAUACCCCUCAUUCCAGGCACCAACCCCGUUUCAGUGCGGCCCUAUCGGUACAAUCACUUACAGAAGGAUGAGAUGGAGAAACUCGUGGUCGAGAUGCUGAGUUCCGGAGUGAUUCAGCCCAGCACCAGCCCCUUCUCGAGCCCGGAACUCAACAAACGGACGGUCCCGGACAAAUACCCAAUUCCGGUGAUCCAAGAGCUACUUGACGAGUUGCAUGGGGCCAAGUGGUUUAGCAAGAUCGUUUUAAAGGCAGGGUACCACCAGAUCCAGGUGGCAAACGACGACGUCUCGAAGACGGCUUUUAGAACCCACUCCGGUCAUUACGAGUUCCUCGUCAUGCCGUUCGGCCUCACCAACGCCCCAGCCACCUUCCAGAGCCUGAUGAACGACAUUUUCCGACUAGCCCUUCGGAAGUUCGUGUUGGUGUUUUUCGACGACAUUCUUGUCUACAGCGCGACUUGGGCAGACCAUAUGCGCCACCUCCGCCAAGUUUUCGAGGCCUUAAACGCGCACGCCCUUGUCGUCAACGCGAAGAAGUGUCUCCUGGGUCGGGCUAGCGUCGAGUACCUCGGCCACAUUAUGUCUUUCGAGGGGGUUAAAAUGGACCCGGCCAAAGUCUCGGCCGUCCUCCGCUGGCCGACACCAACAUCGCUGAAGAGUAUCCGCGGGUUCCUCGGUCUGACAGGAUAUUAUCGCCGAUUUAUCAAGGAUUACAGCAAAAUCGCGGCCCCACUAACGGAGCUCCUAAAGAAGCAGCCCACACCGCCUCCGAAGGUCGCAUGGAAUUGGACACCGGCCGCAGCCGCCGUCUUCGAAGCCCUCAAAUCGGCCUUGACGUCUGCCCCCCUGCUCAAGAUGCCGGACUUCACUAAGGAGUUUGUGAUAGAAUGCGACGCAUCGGGGAGGGGCAUCGGGGCCGUACUGAUGCAGGACCGCCAGCCGGUGGCCUAUUUUAGCAAGACAUUAUCCUCUCGAUGGUUAGCCAAGUCGGCCUACGAGAAGGAACUCAUGGCCCUCGUCCUAGCAAUCCAUCACUAG
Salvia splendens (bonfire salvia) is the source of this 2583-nucleotide messenger RNA. RefSeq lists its product as uncharacterized. The transcript has 2 exons. The coding region runs from base 1 to 2583 and encodes 860 amino acids. The record is from RefSeq and is a predicted model, not a curated record. Lineage: Eukaryota; Viridiplantae; Streptophyta; Magnoliopsida; Lamiales; Lamiaceae.